AAUCAAUCCUUGUUUACAACCUUGUGCUGUCAAAUCAUUUAAAUUGUUUAUGAUUGAUUAGAAAUAAUGGAAGAAGUCGGUAUUAAUGACUCAUUUGUUUUUAUUAAAGAAGAAAAAACAGAUGAAACAGAGGUAUCUUGUAUGGGUGACUCUAAUUUUUCUAAUAAAGAAGAAAUUGAAGAUGAAAAUCACAUGAGUAAUUUCAAACAAGAGGAAGAAGAACCACAUAUCUAUUAUGGUGGACUUACCUAUGUGAAACAUGAAGGAGAAACACUUAUCUCAGAUGAUGGCGCAGAGGAUUCCAUUAAUGAGAUAGAAGACAUCAAUAAAUCUUAUUUAAAAGCUGAGUUAAAGAUUGAUUCAAAAGAACAUAUUUAUCAUCAUGGAGAAGUGAAGCCUUAUCAAUGUUCUCAUUUUGGUCCUGUCUCCUGUAGAUCUAUGAGGAAACCAACCGUCCAGCAGGUAACUUGUACUCAUCAACAGGAGCAUUUCUGUCAAAGAAUGGCUUGUAAACCAGAUACCUCCUCAGUACAGCGACAACGCGUGAAGAAGUUCAAAACAGGUACAUGCUCAUGAAUAACAAUGUAAAUAAUAAAAUCACAAUAUCACGCAUUUCGAAAUAAAAAAAACAAAAGAAAAAUAUUUUUAUUUAAUUAACCUCAUUCAUUUAAAAAUCAACACUAAAUUAUGAAAAUUCUAUCAUAAUCUGAAAAGAAAAUGGAUCUUUAUCAUUCAUUACACCAAAGAAACAAUUAAUUUUCAUGUAACAAUAUACAUAAAAAUAAAUUUUAAAAAAAUAUGUUAAAAAA
Molecule: messenger RNA, 809 nt
Organism: Nezara viridula (southern green stink bug)
Lineage: Eukaryota; Metazoa; Arthropoda; Insecta; Hemiptera; Pentatomidae
Source: the annotation of a GenBank genome assembly